CAGUCACAUAGACAUACAUAACAUUUUAAAAAUACUCUCUUACAGUGCAUUCAACAGUAGAAUUGUGGGGAACAGUCAGUGUGUGUGAGAGAGAGAGACUACCCGGCCGUUCAAUAGGACGACAGACCCMUUAAAAAACAUAUAGACUAACUGUGCUCUCUCUUACAGUGUAUGUGUGUAUAUAUGUGUGCAAAAGUCCUCUCCAAACACACWCUCAAGAAGAAGAAGACCAAUACYAACACAACAGCACCAGUACUCUCAGUCUCACUGUAUGUUUGACUGAAACCACUGAAAGGGAACAGUUGUGUGCUGUGGUGUGGUGUGUGUCGAGAAAAUAUAGAGAUAGAGUGAGAGCUAAAGGGAACAGUUGUGUGUUUGAAACUUAAGGGAACAGUUGUGUAUUUUUUAUCUGAAAAUCUAAAAGAAGUGGAAGAAKUAGAAGAAGAAGAAGAAGAAUAAGUCUUGAAUAAAAACCGAAAGAAGAAAUGUUGAAAUAUGUGUCCACCAGUCGGGCAUUGAAUCCGAURUUAAUUAACAACAAUAAUAACCGCAACAACAACAAUGCGGACACCAUUUCCAUCAACAGUCGACUGUCGCAGUCGUCGUCGAGCAACGGAUCCAACAACGGCUGUUGCGAUGGACAGACAUCUUCAUCGCGAUCGUCGUCGUCGUCRUCYAUACAGGACUUGGGUUUGCAAAGGGUUGUCAUUAAGAUAUACUCGCGAGUCCUGUGUCAGGACGUCGAGUACAAGACAUUGUCGAUCACUAGCCAUACGAAUAGCAAAGAAGUGGUCCGAUUGUURUUAAAUAAAUUCCGUCUCAAACACAGGGAUCCCAACCUAUUCUACCUGACCCUUGAAGUUUGGAUCAGACARACAGGUAUUCCCAUCCGGAGUGUUAUGGUGUUGGACGACGACACCUGUCCAGCGCUGUUACAGUCAUGUUAUCCGCAAAAAGAUUUAAAGUUUUCAUUGAUGAUGAGAUGCGGUGGUCUUAUAAAAAUCUACGACAGCUGUCUAAUGUCAGGGUCRCUUUACAAGAGUCUACUGUUGUCCGACCGGACGACUUGCGAUGAAUUGAUUCAACUGUUGCUUAACUGCUAUAACUUGAAUGAAAAAUCACAAAAGUUUGCCUUAUAUGAAGUCUGUCCUUCACGUAAAUGCGAACGCAAGCUUAUGCCCAAUGAGAUACCGUUGGCCAUACAGUCCCAGUGGCCAAACCCCGACGUAUUUGUGUUUCAAAUGCGCCGAAAUAUUAUCGUUACUAACGAGGAUUAUCAUCAGUUGAGGAAACGUGAGUUACCGUGGAGUAAGACAUGUGACCGAUCGGGAAACGUUAUGUUUCAUCUGAACCGCAGGGAUGAGGUCAUCACCAAAUCRAUACAUUCGCCGACAUUGAAGCCAUCGUUCAAUAAUUUUGACAACUAUUUCUAUAUUUGA
Messenger RNA from Oppia nitens, 1439 nucleotides. RefSeq lists its product as uncharacterized. NCBI's taxonomy places the organism in Eukaryota, Metazoa, Arthropoda, Arachnida, Sarcoptiformes, Oppiidae. Gene Ontology annotation, biological process: positive regulation of epidermal growth factor receptor signaling pathway; signal transduction; positive regulation of fibroblast growth factor receptor signaling pathway. The coding region runs from base 486 to 1439 and encodes 317 amino acids. The transcript is spliced from 8 exons. The record is from RefSeq and is a predicted model, not a curated record.